AUGGCUAAUCUUGUCGAAGAAAAGUCACCCUUAAUCGGCAUUGCCAAUAGGGAUUUCGUAAGUGAUGAACUAGUUUUAUCAAAUAAUAUACCUCUUCAAACACGAUCAUCAAAUUUACAUUGUCAUGUAUCGGAUGAUAAAUUUGAUUAUAAUGCACGAAAUCGUCUUAUUAUUGUCUUUGUUCUCUGUGUUAUUUUUAUGAUCAUUGAGCUUGUUGGUGGUAUUAUUUCGAAUUCAACAGCAGUAGCAAGCGAUGCAGCACAUAUGUCUAUUGAUGCAGUUAGUAUUCUUAUAUCAUUAGUAUCAAUAUAUUUAACUAGAAAACGACCAACACAAAAACUGUCAUAUGGUUAUAUUCGAGCAGAAGUUCUUGGAGCACUUUUAAGUGUUUUGACUAUAUGGAUAGCUAGUGGUAUUCUUGUUUAUAUGGCAAUUCUUCGUUGUAUUGAUCAAACUUUUGAAAUAAAGCCAACUGAAAUGAUUAUUGUUUCAGCAUUUGGUGUUUUUUUCAAUAUAGUAAUGUUUGCUGUAUUACAUUUUGAUAUAUGUUCUCAUGGAAUUUCUCAUCAUGGACAUACUCAUAAUCAUAAUCAUAAUCAUUUACAUGACGAUCAAUCAUCAGUUAUGAAUAUUGAAUCUCAACAUGAAAAUUCUAAACAAAUAAAAUCAUCAGAAAAUAUUAAUGUUCGAGCAGCUAUAAUUCAUAUUGCUGGUGAUUUUCUUCAAAGUAUUGCUGUUCUAAUAGCUGCUAUAAUUAUUAAAGUUAAACCUGAAUAUAAAUUAGCUGAUCCAAUAUGUACUUUUAUUUUCUCAAUAGUAGUUGCUAUAACAACAUUUACUGUAAUGCGUGAUAUUAUUUUUGUUCUUAUGGAAGCUGUUCCAUCAAAUGUUAAUUAUACAAAAAUAACUGAUGAUCUUCAUCGAUUGUCAGGUGUUCGUAAUGCACAUAGUUUACAUAUUUGGUCAUUAUCAAUGCAAAGAACAGCAUUAUCAGUUCAUUUAGCAAUAGAUAAUGAACAUGAUCAUUUAACAGUUUUGAAUGAAGCUCAAGAAAUGCUUCGUCGUCAACAUUCGAUAACAAGAGUAACAAUUCAAAUUGAACCAUAUGAUGAAUAUAUAAUGAAUUCAUGUGAAAAUUGUCGCCAACUAGACAGUAAAUAA
Messenger RNA from Rotaria sordida, 1161 nucleotides. The record is from the annotation of a GenBank genome assembly. Lineage: Eukaryota; Metazoa; Rotifera; Eurotatoria; Philodinida; Philodinidae.